Rhopalosiphum padi (bird cherry-oat aphid) is the source of this 967-nucleotide messenger RNA. It is a transcript of the gene Uev1A, whose product is annotated as ubiquitin-conjugating enzyme E2 variant 2. The transcript has 4 exons. The coding region runs from base 256 to 687 and encodes 143 amino acids. Gene Ontology annotation, biological process: DNA damage tolerance; protein K63-linked ubiquitination. The record is from RefSeq and is a predicted model, not a curated record. NCBI's taxonomy places the organism in Eukaryota, Metazoa, Arthropoda, Insecta, Hemiptera, Aphididae. Gene Ontology annotation, cellular component: nucleus.
UGCACAUAACAUCGUAAAUCGUAUAUAAAUGUUAUAAGUUAUAACAUUAUUAUAUUUAAUAAUAAUAAUAAAUAAUAAUAGUAAUAACAACAUCAUACAACGACUGAUUUAUUGUAUUUACGAUUUCCACUGACGCCAAGUCGCCAAUCACCAGCGACCAGCCGACAUUCGACGUACCGAUUACAGACCGCAGUCGCCGACCUGACGUUCUCGUCUUUUUCGCGCUACCAUUAGUUUGCAGUUGCUUCGUACGAGAUGGCCAUCACAAACACAGUUGUGAUUCCGAGAAAUUUUAGACUACUUGAAGAAUUAGAACAAGGACAGAAAGGUGUCGGCGAUGGCACUAUUAGUUGGGGUCUUGAAAAAGAUGAUGAUAUGACUUUAACUCAAUGGACUGGAAUGAUCAUUGGACCGCCUAGAACUCCUUAUGAAAAUAGAAUGUACAGCUUAAAAGUAGAAUGUGGUCCUAUGUAUCCAGAUGAUGCACCUGUCGCUCGUUUUGUUACGCGCAUUAAUAUGAAUUGUGUUCAUAACACAAGUGGACUGGUUGAUAAUAGACAAGUUCCAGUGUUGGCUAGAUGGCAACGUGAUUAUAAUAUCAAAACUGUUCUGCAAGAGCUUAGGAGAUUAAUGACACUUAAGGAUAACAUGAAAAUGUCUCAGCCACCUGAGGGUAGCACAUUCUAGCCAUCGCCGCUGUCUGAACCAUGGAAUAGUUUGUACCUUGCGCCUCGCUAUCAACCUACAGCGGCCGCACCGGUACAACCUACACAGCCGAUGCAAGCAGUACAACAACAACAACAACGCCGCUUCAUUGGUCGUUGCCUGAGGAUUAUAUUCCCAUGCUGUUAUUAUACAGCUCCUCAGACCGACACCUAGAUUUUACUUAAAGUGUUUGGGAAAUGUCUAUCCCUUUCAUUUUUGGUUAUAAACAUAUUUUCCACAGGAAUAUAAGUUUUACAGAUCA